GAUUGCACUUGCCUCUCGUAUCAUAGUUCCCCCUGUGAAGUUGGUCACGUUUCAACAUGUGUGUAAAUAUUGUGGAAUUUGCAAAGAUAGCGCUGGCUUGAUAAUAGAUUUUUUCACCCACUGGCAAUCGGAAAUCUUACCUCCCCGACAGUCAUCCCAGCAAGUUGAAAGCCUCUCCGAGCCAAGUUUACCUGGGGAAAGGUGUUCCAGGUAAUUAGGUAUUCUGGCGUAACGUCACUGGCUGGAUGCUACCUGUGUUUAUAAAAUAGCGAGCUCACAAGGAACCGGCCAGUGUAGGUGGAUCGUACACAAGCCGCACUUCGGACAGCAGCCCAUUGAGGAAGGACUGGAGUCCAGGGGAGAGCUUCAGUCAACAUUAAACACCUCGUUCCACACGUUAUCAGUGAAUAAGAUACCAGCAAGAUGCAUAUCCGUCCACGUUACAUUGUAGACCGAACUGCCUACUCCAUUCCCGAAUUUGAUGAGGAAUAUCAGAAAAAAAUCAGGAGUUAUCCACAUUCACAAAAAGCACGGAAGUUAUUCAGCUGUUCAACCGCUCGGCUAAAAUCCAUCGUCAUCCAGCUCUUCCCAAUAAUCUCAUGGCUUCCGAAGUACAAUUUCAAGAAGGCGUUUAUUUUCGAUGUCAUUGCGGGUAUCAGCGGAGGGACGAUACAGGUGCCUCAAGGUAUGGCAUUCGCUCUGCUAGCCAGUCUUCCCCCUGUCAAUGGGCUGUAUUCCUCCUUUUUCCCCCUUAUUGUCUACUUCUUCCUCGGAAGCAUCCACCACAUGGUCCCAGGUACAUUUGCGGUCCUGAGCAUUAUUGUGGGGCAAGUGGUGCAAACGUUGGCCCCAAUGGAGAACUUCCAACACUUCAACGAGACGCUAAAUGAAACGGUGACGGACAUACCCGCCAUGCACACCUAUCGCAUGCACGUUUCAGGGACCCUGGCUUGCUUAACGGCGAUAAUACAGAUAUGUCUGGGUUUCGUUCAGUUUGGUUUCAUUUCCAUUUACCUCUCGGAGUCGUUCAUCCGAGGCUUCAUGACAGCGGCUGGCUUGCAAAUCUUCAUCUCGGUGCUCAAGUACAUCUUUGGCCUGACCAUUCAGGCCUACAGUGGCCCCUUGGCGAUAAUCUACACCUUCAUUGACAUCUGCAAAAACCUUCCCAAGACCAAUGUGGCUUCACUGAUUUACGCUCUGAUCAGUAGUGUGAUCUUAUUCGCCGUGAAGGAAAUCAACGUCAGAUUCAAACACAAGCUGCCCUUCCCAAUCCCGAUGGAAAUUGUCAUUGUCGUGGUCACCACAGCAAUAUCUGGCGGCCUCCACAUGCCCAGAAAAUAUGGUAUUGAUGUUGUUGGAGUGAUUCCUCUCGGGAUGCCUUCUCCACAAGCCCCAGACGUUGGCCUUUGGAGCGAAAUGAUCGGACCCGCCAUCUCGCUGGCCAUUGUAGGAUACGUCAUUAACUUAGCGAUUGGCAGAACAAUCGCCUCCCGACACGGCUAUGAUGUAAACGCCAGCCAGGAAAUGCUGGCGCUGGGCUGCGGAAACUUCUUUGGAUCCUUUUUCAACAUCCACGUCAUCUGCUGUGCACUGUCGGUUACCCUGGCUGUGGAGGGCGGCGGUGGAAGCUCGCAGUUUGCGAGUUUCUUUGUGGUGAUCGUGGUGCUUCUGGUGUUUAUGGUGCUGGGCGUGUACCUGGAACCCCUUCCUAAGUCCGUGCUGGGUGCACUGAUCGCAGUCAACCUGAAGAACACCCUGAUGCAAGUCACAGACCCCUUCUACCUGUGGAAAAAAAGCAAAUUGGACUGCUGCGUGUGGGUGGUGAGCUUCCUGUCAGCGUUCCUGCUGGGAUUGCCGUACGGAGUGGCAGUCGGAGUGGGAUUCUCUGCAUUGGUGGUGGUCUUUCAAACACAAUUUCGGAAUGGUCAUCUCGUGGGACAGGUGGCAGCCAGUGACAUUUAUAGAAAUCCCAAAAUCUACGAAAAGGCGAAAGAAAUCAGUGGAAUAAAAAUCAUCACCUACUGCUCCCCGCUGUAUUUUGCAAAUGUGGAGUUUUUCCGAACGAAAGUGAUCAAAAAGUCGGGAAUCGAUCCGGUGAAGGUUCUAAUAGCCAAGAAGAAGUACCUCAAAGCUGCAAAGCGAGAAGAACAAGAAAUGGAGGCAAGAAGACCAAGUAACCUCGUUAACAAGCAAGUGUCUCUGCAGGAGCUGGUGAAGGAGGUGGAGGCCGAGUCGUCCAUGGACUGUAACAAUAACUCAGUGGACGACUCCCCGCGGAUAUCCUACAUCACGGUCAACACCCCCAACGGGCUCCAUGAGAGGAUGGACAAGUCCACGCUGGAGGCGGACAACCCCGAAGACCCCAUCAAACUCGCCCACCCCAUCGUCGACAUUCACACCCUCAUCCUGGACAUGAGCGGAGUCUGUUUCGUCGACCUCAUGGGAAUCAAAGUUCUGGGAAAGAUAUGUUCAAACUACAAGAAGAUUGGCGUGACCAUUUUCCUAGCUGGUAUAAGAGAUCAAGUGUUUGAGGACAUCGAGACUGGCGGCAUGUUUGACGACAGUGGCCUGGAACGCAGUUGUCUCUUCUUGUCCGUGCAUGAUGCUGUACUCUACGCGUUGGCCAGCCGCCAGGAUACGCCCAAGGAAAAAGUCCCAGAUGCAUCAGCGAUCUACAUGAAUGAUGACGUGUCAAGCGAUGAAAACGACGUGAAUCAGGAUUUGGAACAGGUCAUGUUUGGAACAAUGUUUGACAAUAGCGCUGGGGACCACACGAUUCUGUGAACAAACUCAGCGAGCGUGGCGAACAAACGCAAGUGAUUUGCCCUCGAAGCCAGAGAGCUCUCGGAUCAAAGAACUUGUUCGGAUGUGUAUUGUCAAGUGCGUUGCACUGAGUCGUGGUACACUGAGUGAUAUGG
This is a messenger RNA of Amblyraja radiata (thorny skate), 2918 nucleotides long. Its product is annotated as solute carrier family 26 member 9. Lineage: Eukaryota; Metazoa; Chordata; Chondrichthyes; Rajiformes; Rajidae. Gene Ontology annotation, cellular component: membrane. Bases 424 to 2784 code for a protein of 786 amino acids. Gene Ontology annotation, biological process: transmembrane transport. The record is from RefSeq and is a predicted model, not a curated record. The transcript is spliced from 21 exons.